Messenger RNA from Neoarius graeffei (lesser salmon catfish), 5986 nucleotides. It is a transcript of the gene ppt2b, whose product is annotated as palmitoyl-protein thioesterase 2b. The transcript has 8 exons. Lineage: Eukaryota; Metazoa; Chordata; Actinopteri; Siluriformes; Ariidae. Gene Ontology annotation, cellular component: lysosome. Gene Ontology annotation, molecular function: thiolester hydrolase activity. The record is from RefSeq and is a predicted model, not a curated record. The coding region runs from base 294 to 1184 and encodes 296 amino acids.
AAACCGGAACAAACAAAUCCGGAUGCAAAUAGCGUUGUUAGAAAGCGGAUUUGUGUGCAUGUUCAGCUCAGGUGUUGGAUGUAGUUUCUGUGGAUCGGAUAUUUACAGGAAUAUCAGAAAACAGAUGAAGUGAAGAUGUUUAAGGAGGAACAGGAGUUAUUCCUGGUGUUUAAUUCAGCUGAAAGAGAGAAAACAGACGGUUUGUAGGAGAUGGUUUAAGAGGAAAAAGAGAUAUUUGGUGAUUAUUUUUUUAAUCAUAAAAGCGAAUCGGUUUUUAAUUGUAUGUGAUCACCAUGAAAAGGCUGGGUUUGAGAGAGCAGUGUGCUCACAGCUCAGUGCCCUGGCUGCUGCUGCUGUUCUCACUGUGCAGUGUGCUGGGUUACAAACCUGUUAUUGUUAUUCAUGGACUCUUCGACACCUCUGCUGAUUUCAUCAACCUCAAACGAUUCAUCAAUCAGUCUCACCCCGGGACGAACGUGUCGGUGAUAGACCUGUUUGACCGCACAGCCAGUCUGGAGCCGUUGUGGAAGCAGGUGGAGGGUUUUAAAGAGGCCAUUUAUCCCAUCAUGCAGAAUGCUGCAGACGGAGUUCACCUUCUCUGUUACUCACAAGGAGGGUUGAUAUGUCGAGGAAUCCUGUCUAUCCUGAAUGACCACAACGUUCACUCCUUCAUCUCUCUCUCGUCCCCUCAGGCUGGACAGUAUGGAGACACGGACUAUCUGAAGUUCUUCUUCCCUGAGUUCGUCAAGUCCAACCUCUAUCACCUGUGUUACACCGCUGUGGGCCAGAGGAUCUCCAUCUGUAACUACUGGAACGACCCUCAUCACAGAGACAUGUACGUGAACACCAGCGAUUAUCUCGCACUGCUCAACAACGAGAGACCACAUCCUGAAUCCCUAGUGUGGAAACAGAACUUCCUGCGUAUUAAAAAGCUUGUGCUGAUUGGUGGACCUGACGAUGGCGUCAUCACGCCGUGGCAGUCGAGUCAGUUUGGUUUCUAUGACGAUAAUGAGAUGGUCGUGGAGAUGAAAUCUCAGGAAGUGUUUCUGAGGGAUGCGUUUGGUCUGAAGUCUCUGUACGCGAGAGGAGAUCUGGAGCUGUGUUCGUUUGCCGGGGUCGAGCACAUCUACUGGCACUCCAAUGAAACCGUAUACAAGAGCUGCAUUGAUAAAUGGCUCACAUAAAUACACAUUAGGGUGCAUCAGUUGCCCUCACUUUCAUAAAAUCUGAUGCAUUUUUGUCUGGGUGUUCCUUUUCACCAAUAAAGACAUCCUGUAAAAUUUUUUGAUCAUAUUCAAAAGUCUAAUGGUGGCACCAUGAGGUUCAUUUUUUUUUUUUUUGCCAAAAAAUGCUUAUUUUAUGUUUUUGCGCAAGGUUUGAAUCACAAUGUUGGUGAUUUCUUGUGACAUAUUUAGAAUAUAUACUAAAAAUGUGUAUCUAAGAUAUUUGGUAUACUCUAUAAAGCCUAGGUCACAACCGGAUGUACGAUUUUUUGGCCGUGCGAUUUUUGGCGUUUCCCAAAUCACUGUGUUUUUUUUUUUUUUUUUCCAAUGGAGAAAGACGCACGUUGGCCGUAAAUUUGUCUUGCAACCUGAAAAAAACAUAAGCGCCCGUAGAGUUUGUUUGACAUGACAAAGAACCUCUGCAGCCGGUCUUCGGCUCGAAAAUCAGCAUGUGUCACGCGCGCCCUCCGUGCGUUUCUUGCGUUUUUUGCACGUAGACCGGCCGUAGGAGCACGUACGGCCGGUUGUGACCGAGGCUUACAGGGCUGUGAAAAAUCCGCAGAAUUCCGUGAAUUUGGCCCCCAAAAAUAUCAUUUUAGUAAAUCAUCUAAUUUUGCAAUAAAAAUUUGGGGGGGGGGGAGGUUUCUUUUGCGACAAUAACAGACCGGUUUACGGCAUUUGCGCCAUGCUUACAAACCACGGCGCAAAUCUUGUGCUCUUUAAACACGCUUUCAAUAUCACCGGUUUUGAAAAGGAGAAUUUCGCGGCAUGUCCGCGUCACGGAGGGACAUCGUUCAGAAAGAGGACGGUGAGACCGACGAUGUCAAAAACAUUUGACAAGGAAAACGGCAUCAAAAAUCCAUGGAAUUGGCGAUGGCUGGAGUUUAAAGCCGGUAGUGAAUAUCUCCAUGAGCACAUACGGAAGAUAAAAGAACCGGGGAAAGCUUACUGCAUCUUGUGCCAUCAGGAUGUGAAGUACGGUUCUGGUGGAAGAACACGUUUGGUUGACCACGUUAAAGGAAAAAAACAUGCGGAAUUGGUGAAAUUGAAGCUGUCGAACUAUAGAUUGCCAGGUAGACCAUCUUGUUCACAUUUAUAUAUUCAAUUUAUAAUAAUAAUAAUAAUAAACAGUUCAAAUUAAAUGGCAUGGUUAAGAAAAUAUUUGCUUUCAGGAGAUGCUUCAAAUCUAUCAAUAUACACAAAAUCUGUUCAGCUUCUGGGGCCCUGCAGGCCCCCGGCUCCUGGGGGGCUGCUCCUCCCAGACCCCCUGUUAAAAUUGUUUCCUUGGAUUUUGUCAUUUCUAUUUCACAGCCCUGGGCUUAAGGUGCCAUAAUGUUUCAUGAAAAGUGAUCAAAAUUGUCAUAAAAGUCAUAAAAUAGCAGCUUUUUCCAUAACUUUGAGCUCCUGGUGCCACCAUUAAACUUUUGAAUUUUGUCAAAAUAUUUCACCCAGUGUGUUUUCUUACCAAAAGGAACAUAGAAACAAAAAUGCAUCAUGAUCGGAGGAACUUUUCAUUUUUAGGGGGCAACUGAUGCACCCCAAUACAUACAUACAUACAUACACACACACACACACACACAGUUUUUCUCUCUCUCUCUCACACACACAGACACACACUGAUAUAGAGACUAUUUUUACACACAGGAUUUUCACUUUUCUAUCAGCACCAAUGCCACAAACAAAUGAUCAUCAGCUGCGUUUGUUCCAGUUCAGUGUUGCUCCAAGUCACAGCAGCACUUUAUCUCUUUUACCUGCUUGUGUGUGUGCGUGCCACAUACAGUUCAUCACUCAGGCCUGCUCAGCUUUUUACACACACACACACUGUAAAUACCUUUUAUUCAUUUAUAUGCUUUCGUAAAGCACAACACAAUGCAAAUUAGUGCCUCAAGAAAGUUUCUCAUCACUUACAAAACUGUUACUGAUUAAAAAGGGGUUUUUUUGUUUGUUUGUUUGUAUAUCCUGUUUCUGGGUGAACAGGGGCGGGGCUUGAUCUAAAUUUAAUCAUAAACUCGAUGACGUCUUUAUAAUCUUCAGCACAUCAUACCACUUGGCGUAAAACCCUGCAACAUCAGCUAAGCAACCUGAAUGCAGUACAGCAAUCAAAUUUAAUUUAAGCCCCGCCCAUCUUUGACAUUUUUUUUUUUUCACUCAAAAUCAAGGUUUUAUUUUUUAAGCCUUUUGUUUCAGAUCCUCAUCACUAUUUUAUUUUGCUUGUUAUUUUUAAAGGAGGAAUUACGAUUUUAAAAUGAAAAUCUCACAUUUUACAUAUCGCUCCUUUUAAUCUUUCACCACAUGGAGGAAUUGUAGUCGAGUUGCAGUAAGAAUAAUUUUAUAUUUGUACCAGUUUUAUCCUUUAACUGUGGUUAUUGGACGACAUGGAAUGGCAUUGUAUAAAAACUAGUAAGUGGUUGUAAGUCUAUCCCAUUAUCACUGUCUAUUUUAAAACAGCAAUAAGUACAAUUAUGCCACGUUAAGAAAAAAAAAGUGUCAUCGGGAAGUGCACAAUGUGCAAGGUGGUUAUGGUUUAAAUUCUCAUAUUUUGAGAAUCAUGAUGUUAAAAUAUUGCAUAUUGGUCCUUUAAUACCCCAAAACAAAGCGGUAUUGUGGGUACUGGAGUCCAGUUGCAGUAAGAAUGGAUUGCCUUAUGUUUUAUUACAUUUGUACAUAUUUUAUCCUUUAACUGUUUUAUUAGACUUCAUGUAGCUUUAUGAUGAAAGUCGGAAAUGAAUGUAAAAGACGGAUAAAUGAUAAGGUAGGAUUGAAAUGACGACAGAUACACAUAGAUGCUCAGGUUGACCUACUAAUUUUAAACUUUUGUCUACUUGUUUUAAAACUGACAACUAUUAGUCACUUAGCAGUUGUAACUGUAGGCCGUUAGAUAAGAAUAAGACAUUUUAGAGUUGAUUCCUACAACUUUACAGUGGCAUAAAAAGUCAUGGAGAGCAUUUGAACGUUGCAUAUUGCUCCUUUAAGAGCACGCAACAAGGAAGAAUUGUAGGUAUUUAGGCAUGCAUCAAUAGUACAGUAAUUGUUUAAGGUUGUAUCCGAUAUUAUAAUGAUGUAGCAGUCAGUGAUGUUAUUUUCUCUUUUCUCCUGAAUCGUGGGAUUGUUUUCUCCAAGACAGACUCGGAAUAAGGACCCCGAAUGUGAACAUGGCCUAAAACAGUCACCUCCUCCUAAUAAGAACAAUUUCAUCCACAAUAACAAUAGGUUUUUUUCAUAUAACAGGAUUAUCAGUGUAUGUCUAUCAGUGUUUUACAAGUUUAUUCUUUAGACUACAUGAACGAAAUAAAGGGAAAGUAACGAGUAUUAUAUUUUUGAUCAUGAUAACUGAUAAAAUAUGAAUCACUGUUUCUGAUAUCAUGAUUAUUUAGGCAAUAAUAAUCAUGAAAUACGAGGUGCCAAGUAAGGACCCGAGGAAGAUGGCUGGUCUCUGAAUGAUCACUGCCCCAUAUUCUACCCACAGUGCCUUGCUUUGGUAUUCCCCUUGAACUUUUCCACAAUUUUUAAAAAAAGUGUUGCAACCUGGAACUUAAAUGGACUUGUUUAGGAUUUUUUUUUUUUGUCGUGAAAAAGGGACAACCACGUCCUGGACAUGCCACAAGGCCAGAUUUUUCAGAGUGACGCAAAGAAAGCCGUUAAGAAAAAAAAUGUCAGAUGAAAUUCCAUUUGGUGACUCAGGAACCGUGUGGAAAAAUGUUCUCUUGUUUUAUAAGACCAAAUUUGAACUUUUUAGUCUUUGUGCAAAGCACUACAUAAAGUGGAAACCUGACCUUGCUCAUCACCUCAUCAUGUGAAGCAUGGUGGUGGGAGCAUCAUGUUGUUGGGAUGCUAUUCAUCUUCAGGGUUCAUGAUGCAUCUUGAAGAAAACCUGUGCCAGGCUGCAAAAAAGACUUGAGCUGGAUGUGGAGCUCCACCUUCUAGUUGGAGCGGUUCAAUACCAAGAACCUGAGUGCGUCGGAACGGCCCAAAGCCCAGACCUCAGUCUGAUUUGAGAAUCUGUCGCAAGACUGACAAAUUGCUGCUUAUUAAUAAUGUUCUCUGUGAAAUCUUGAAGAUCUUGCUUCCAAGAAGAAUGGGCAAAAACAUCAGGAUAGAAACAUAGACUGAGCUGUAAUUACACUCAAAGGUGAUCACCCAAGGGGGUGAAUACUUUCAGUGUGAGGCACUGUGUUUAGGGUGUGAAUAGGGAGUGAUGAUAUUUUAAAGCCAAUAUCUAAUCAUAAUGCAUCAUAAAACUGAUUGUUGACUCAUACCUCACUCAGCACAGCAUGUCAGACCCUCAGGUGGACAAUGAAGAGUUUGUGUUAUUUUGAAAAGAAACAUUAAGCCAAACUCAAUGACGUUUUAUUAGUGUCUGAAUGCAAAGGAGAUGCACCAAGUUUUAACAGUUUAGUAGUUUCAGGGGAUUUUAGUGUUAUUUCGUGAAAAGGAAUGAAAUUUGCGCAAGAUGGUUUAAAAUACUCUGAACAGUGUCUUGCGUGGAAAAGUGCGGCAGUACUGGAUGUGUGGUUUGAUCCUUAUCCUGUAUUUGUCUGCAUUUUAAUUCAUAUGAAACUCAUUUAUAUACACUUUUAUUUUAAUGACUAAGAGGAGAUGAAGGGAUUUAUUCUGUCUGCUCUCGUUACUAAAUGCACUAAACUGUAAUGUUCAGUUGUUAAAUCCUUGGAACAUGAAAUAAGUUUUCAAAGCUAAUUCUCCAGUGUUUAAGAGUUUUUAUAGAAAGUGUUGGUGGGUGUUUUUUUGUUUUGUUUUUUUGUGUG